Messenger RNA from Encephalitozoon intestinalis ATCC 50506, 1326 nucleotides. RefSeq names its product alpha-tubulin. Gene Ontology annotation, cellular component: cytoplasm; microtubule. Bases 1 to 1326 code for a protein of 441 amino acids. NCBI's taxonomy places the organism in Eukaryota, Fungi, Microsporidia, Unikaryonidae. The record is from RefSeq and is a predicted model, not a curated record. Gene Ontology annotation, biological process: microtubule cytoskeleton organization; mitotic cell cycle. The transcript has a single exon. Gene Ontology annotation, molecular function: structural constituent of cytoskeleton; GTP binding.
AUGAGAGAAAUAAUUUCAUUGCACAUAGGACAGGCGGGAGUGCAGAUAGGGAAUGCAUGCUGGGAACUCUAUUGCAAGGAGCAUGGGAUCUUACCUGAUGGGAGACUUGAUCAAAACAAGAUGGACGACGAGAGUGCAGAAUCUUUUUUUUCUCAAACAAGUGUUGGGACAUACGUUCCGCGCACAUUGAUGGUUGACCUUGAGCCUGGGGUGCUUGAAAGCAUCAAAACAGGGAAGUAUCGAGAGCUGUACCAUCCUGGGCAACUUAUUUCUGGAAAGGAGGAUGCAGCAAACAACUAUGCGAGAGGGCAUUACACAGUUGGGAAGGAGAUAAUUGAGCCGGUGAUGGAGCAGAUAAGAAGAAUGGCAGACAAUUGUGAUGGGCUGCAGGGGUUCCUGAUAUACCACAGUUUUGGAGGAGGAACAGGAUCUGGAUUUGCAUCUCUAAUGAUGGACAGACUUGCAGCGGAGUUUGGAAAGAAGAGUAAGCUUGAGUUCAGUGUAUAUCCGGCACCAAAGAUAGCUACAGCAGUUGUAGAGCCAUACAACAGCAUAUUGACAACCCAUACAACUUUGGACUAUUCUGAUUGCUCGUUCCUUGUUGACAACGAGGCGAUUUAUGAUAUGUGCAGAAACCUAGGGAUCCAAAGGCCCUAUUACACUGACAUCAAUAGGAUAAUUGCCCAGGUUGUUUCGUCGAUAACAGCAUCUCUUCGGUUCCCUGGAUCGUUGAAUGUCGAUCUAACCGAGUUCCAGACGAAUCUGGUUCCUUACCCUCGAAUCCACUUCCCCCUUGUUGCAUACUCUCCCAUGCUGUCGAAAGAAAAGGCAGCACAUGAGAAGCUGAGUGUUCAAGAGAUUACAAAUGCAUGUUUUGAGCCACAAAACCAGAUGGUACGAUGCGACACAAAGAAGGGAAAGUACAUGGCAUGCUGUCUCCUGUUCCGAGGAGAUGUGAACCCAAAGGAGGCUAACAAUGCAACAGCCAAUGUUAAGGCGAAAAGAACCAAUCAGUUUGUUGAGUGGUGCCCUACAGGAUUCAAAGUUGGAAUAAACAGUAGAAAACCCACUGUUCUCGAUGGAGAGGCGAUGGCAGAGGUCUCCAGGGCUGUAUGUGCACUUUCAAACACUACGGCGAUAUCCGAGGCAUGGAAGAGGCUUAACAAUAAGUUUGACCUAAUGUUUUCGAAGCGAGCAUUUGUGCAUUGGUAUGUUGGAGAAGGUAUGGAGGAAGGAGAGUUCAGCGAGGCCCGUGAGGAUCUUGCAAUGCUCGAAGAUGAUUAUGAAAGAAUCUCUUCGAAUGCAGAACCCAUUGAUGAGUAUUAA